AUGUCGGUGUUGGACAGCCUGCGACGGCAUACGUUUUCGCAGACGCACAACGAAGCAGCAUCUACUGAGGGCAAAAGCGGCGUUCCUCGAUUCGACGGUGAAUCAGCACGUCUGGCUUUCGAGAAGCUCGCUGGUGACGAAGGACCGGACUAUUUGCUUCAUUCCACGCAGACGAUGCUACAACCUCGAAGCCGCCAAGAAGCCCAGGAGCCAUAUCAAGCAGGAGCUCAGCAAGGAGGACCUCUAUCCCGACAACACGGUGAGAGCAUUCCGAGCUAUGUUCUACGAAGGAAGGCUUGGUACGGGCUGAUGACGGACUUGGAUCCGGAGUUGAAACUGCGCGACGGCAUUGUGGCCGAACAGCUGUUGCAGAACGCUGGGCUCAUGAAGAUCACAGGUAUCGACAUGGAGGAGCACAUGGUGGCCAGCAAAGGAGGCAAGUUUUCCUACAAGGGAUCCGGCAAGGGCUACAACAAGAGCAAGACUCCAUGGAGGCCAUCAUUGACGAAUAUUGACGAGGGCCUGGACGAGACCGAGCAGGAAGCCAUUGACUAUGCCUCCGACAUCCUUCAAGCCGAGAGUGAGGUGCACUAUGCACGACAGAAGGCGCAGGAGACAGGGUGGCAACAAAGGCAAAGGACCCAAGGGAACUACAUCGUCUACUACCAGGACAACACCUCCAAGGGCGGCAAGUCUGGCCAGAGCAAGGGCAAUGACAAGCCGAGAACGGUGUACUUCACGGUCAAUGGGUACGAGGAUGACAAGGCCACCGCAUCCACUGCCUACAUGGUGCUGAAGUUGACGGAUUCAAAGAGCGCUGAUGAGAUGUUGGAUGAGAUGAUUCGUGAGGCACAGGCCAGGUCCCAGGCCGGGUCUUUGCGACCUGGCCACUUGCCGCAGCGACUGCAAGAUGAGCAUGCAGCGUUGGUGGCACAGUUGAAUCCACCCGAAGUUCAGUGGCAACAUCCAGCUGCGAGGAUGCGCUACUUGGACCCUGAGCGCUCCUUUGCGCCCGGUCACCCACAGUUCAGUGAGGAGGCUCGACAGAACUUGGCACGGUGGGCAGCAAAGGCAGCUCAAGGGCUUCCGAAGAUCCCUGAAUUACCUUCUGAAGGUUCAGGUAUUUCUGAGGCGCAACGUCGAGCACUACAAGAUGCAGCGCGGCGACGAGUUGAACAAGAGCAUGGUAUGCCACGUGGAUACUUGGAGCCGCCACUGGAGCUCUACAACAAGAUCAUGGCAGAUCGCCAAAGCUGGUAUCCAGUGCUGAAGUGGCUGGCAGGAGUGGUGCGCAAGCGGAUUGAGAAAGGCAGAGAGAUCGUGCUGGAGAAUCCGUGGUCGUCAUUGCUGCGGAAACUACGUUUCAUGGAAGACCUCUACACGGAGCGAGAAGAGCAAGGACCACUGGACACAAUCCAUGGCAUGGAUGAUGUGAGUGAGAUGCCAUGGAAGAGAAAGAUCGACCUGCAGGGGCUGGAUCGAGAGGAAGACUAUGAGGAGUUUGUGGUGGACAAGCAGGAUGAGCUGGGAAGGUUCAACCACGAGGUGUCCACUGAUGUGUUUGAGGUGCAUGACUGCAGAGGAGGCAGUCAUGCGAUUCUCAGCAUAGCUGACCUGGCUACCCGAUACCACAUUGCAGCUCGGGUAGGAGUUCACAACAAAGGGAAGCUGAACAGCCUACUUCAAGGACACGGUGUUGAAGUGAGGAGGACAGGAGUACAAGCGGCGUACCAGUUGGGCGCAGGUGAGCGUCAAGGCGGCAUCUUGAAGGAGUCAGCCCGCACCAAGAAUGUCAUGCUGAACAGUUCAGGCAACUCCCCAGCGCAACGGGUACCUGGACAAACACCAGAGGAUGCCACAAGUCUCACUGGACAAUCUUUUGAUGCCAACAUAAAACACCAAAAGAUUGUGGACUUGGAGGAGGAGCCACCCGUGCAGGAGACGUUCAUGUUGCAGCUGCUGAUGAGACAAGCUGCAGAGGAGGCCUUUGUUCAUGUUGAUUCUUGCAACAAGGUGCGCAAGGCAUUGCUGAGUAAGAGUGUCCCCAUGCGAGGACGAGAAAUGGUGGCUGAGGAUGGGGAGGAAGUCUAUUUGGACGACUAUGUGCCCUUUGCAGUGGACAGAGACGCGGCUCGACAUCCACGACCACGUUUUGAAGGACAAGCACUUGUGGGCGUCUUGGUCACUGAUUUUCCAGUUCCAGAAGGAACAACUGAGGGAGUUGACGCUGGAGUGGCUGCUAACCCGGGACAACUUCUACAACCAGCCGAGCUGGUGGUGCCACGUGAAGUUCCUGUACCGGAACCUGAGAUGGACGACUUCGAGAUCCACAGGCCAGCGGAGAUUGCCGAGUCCAUCGUGCCAUCGCCAUCAAUUCUCAGCGACGUGGGACUUCAACAAGCAUCGCAGCCUACGCCAUUGACCAAUGCGAUGCGAGCGAGACUGGAUGGAGACUCACGAGCAUGCCACUCAGAGGAUGAGAUCAAAGCCUUAGGCAAGGAGAAGCAAAUGAUUGCAUUCUUGGCCAGCAGACAGGCCAAGCACGUGGCGACAAGAACGAGAAGGUAUCAGAAGAAGAACCCGAUGGCAGGAGCAGGCAGAGAGGUUGUGUAUGACAAGGAGCCGCCAGAGAUUCAGGAGAAGAUGCGCGCAGCGCGAGAGAAGGAAUGGGCCAAUUGGCAGAAGUAUACCCACGGCAAAUGGAUCACAGAGGCUGAGUUCAAGAAGAUGCAGAAGAAGGAUCCAAAGCUGAACGCCGUUCCUACGCGCUGGGUUGAGACCAACAAGGCCGAGAUUGGGGAGCCGGCGGUGAUGAAGUCGAGGAUCGUGGUGCGAGGUGACUUGGAAGAUUCAUCCAAGAUGAGGAUGCACCAAGAGGCUCAAACGAUGAUUCAGAAGGGCUUCAAGGCAGUACCGCAUGAAGCAGCAGCCUACAGCCUGGUGAAUGACAAGGGAGAGCUUGAGGGCUUGGCUAUAGUUCAUGUUGAUGCUUUGCUAUGGACCGGAGGAGCUGAGGCGGAGAAGAGGAUGCAGGAGGACAAGGACGGCAUUCACAUUACCUGUCCGAGCCUGAUCGACCGUGUGCGACCUAUCUACCUGCCGGUUCGCAAGAAGAAGCAAGAGAAGAUCACAGAAGCGCAGAGGCAGCAAUUGAGGAGCAUUAUUGGAUCUCUUGCAUGGCUAGCUCGUGUCUGCAGACCGGAUUUGGCCUACGCAGCGAGCAAGCUCCAAUCCAAUGUGCACACGGCCACCUAUGAGGACAUCCGCUAUGCCAACACGGUCACUUCCAUUGCCCACAAGACCAAGUCCGCUGGCAUUCAUUGUCCUCUUCGUGCUUUUCGCUUUGAGGACGCGGUGAUCGUCGGCAUGCAGGAUUCAAGUUUUGCAAAUGACCACGACGUGAACUCAGAGGGCAAGAAGCUGGAGUUUCGCAGUCAGAGCGGCAGAUUGCUCGGCCUGGGGCCGCCCAAGUUCAAGGAGGCGAAACAGGGGCAACUUUUGCUCUUGGACAAUCAAGCGCGUGUGCCGUUCGACCCGUCAAGCGGAGGCCAUGUCUUUGAUUUCUGGCAUGGAGGAGGCCGAGCACGUGCGUAUGAUGCUUCAUGGACUAUGCCAUCCACGUCUCCGAGGUCUGGCAGCAUCAACUUCUUUGCCGACCACGAUGGUUGGCUCAAGCACAGCGUUCAUCGCAGUGUCAAAACAAGCAUUUGUGACUUGCAUGCACUUGCACAUUUCAUUGGCUAA
Molecule: messenger RNA, 3744 nt
Organism: Cladocopium goreaui
Lineage: Eukaryota; Dinophyceae; Suessiales; Symbiodiniaceae
Source: the annotation of a GenBank genome assembly